Ogataea philodendri is the source of this 1659-nucleotide messenger RNA. RefSeq lists its product as uncharacterized. The record is from RefSeq and is a predicted model, not a curated record. The coding region runs from base 1 to 1659 and encodes 552 amino acids. The transcript has a single exon. Lineage: Eukaryota; Fungi; Ascomycota; Pichiomycetes; Pichiales; Pichiaceae.
AUGACUGUUGUGGAUUAUAAGACCGUAAUUGAGAACAAGCAAGCUUCUAACUUCCAAAAGAUCCCUGUGGAGUGGCGUUUGGAAAAGAUCCCUUCCCCUGAGGAACAAAAAGAGGUGGCUCCAUUUAUUGAGCCACUUCUUUCAGACAAAGAGCUGUGGAUCACCAAUGUUUCCGCUAUUGAACUGCUUGAAAAUUUGAAAGCUGGUAAGAUUUCCGCUUUGGAGGUUACUCAGGCAUUUUGUCACCGUUCUGCCCUGGUUCAUCAAUUGACUGAUUGUUUGAUUGAGAUCUUUUAUGAUCAAGCUCUUGAAAGAGCUAAGGAACUUGACUCUUAUUUUGCCAAAACAGCCAAGCUAGUCGGCCCCUUACAUGGUAUUCCAAUUUCUUUGAAAGACCAGUUCAACUUGAAAGGUAUCACCACUUCUAUUGGGUUCACUGCUCCUCAUAUUUCCAAAGAGCUUGAAAAUAUCGUGGGCCAGAAAGAAACGGACCAGGAGUCUUAUUUGGUCCAGAUCCUUCACGACGCUGGAGCUGUGUUCUAUGUGAAGACCACUGUUCCGAUGGCAAUGUUUGGAAAUGAGACAAGCUCCAAUCUUUCAACCACUACCCAUCCUUUCGACAGACGGAAAACUCCAGGAGGAUCGAGUGGUGGUGAAGCGGCUUUGCUUUCGGGCAAAGGAUCUGUGAUCGGACUUGGAACCGAUAUUGGAGGAUCAAUCCGUGGUCCUUGCGUCCAAUGCGGUCUUUACGGAAUGAGAGGCUCUUCCAAUCGUUACCCAUAUUUGGGAAUCUCUAAUUCUUAUCCUCAUCAAACAUGUGUUCCUUCUGUGACUGGACCGAUGUGUCGGUACUUGGAAGACUUGGAGCUAGUCUCCAAAGUCAUCAUAGAUGCCGAACCAUGGCUGGUAGAUGCGAAGGUCCCACCAAUUCCUUGGAAAGAGUCUGUGGAGCUUGAUACCGUUAAUGUUGGUAUCAUGGUCUGGGACAAACAGAUCAAGCCACACCCUCCAAUCCUGAGAGCCCUGAAGGAAACCGAGACCAAUUUGAAGAAAGCAGGCAUUGACACUUUGGAGGUUGAACCACCUGUCAGUCACUUGGAGAUCUGCGAUUUCCUUACUGACUUGUACACCUGUGACGAUUUUGCAGAAGUCAAGAAAUACGCUGCGUUGAGCGGAGAGCCCCUUUCUGAUCUUAUCCAGCGUACUUUCAAGCUAAACGGACACAUUGCUACUCUGGAAGAUACAUUUAAUGCUUCUGCGCAAAAGUACAACUACCAGCAGAUCUACGACAAGUUUUGGAACUCGACAGCCAAGCUCACCAAAAACGGAAAGCCUCUGGACUGUAUUAUUAUGCCAGGUUGGGCUUCCACUUCCUGGAAAAGUGGCGAGAACAUGAAGAUCGCCAACGUUUACACAAGAUUCUUGAAUGUUCUAGAUUACUCUGUUUUGACGAUUCCUAUCACUACUGUCAACGAAUCCGAUGAUCCAUUUGAGCGCACAGACUUCUCUGGCGAAGCAGACAAAGUGUGCUGGGAAUACUAUAACAAAGACUUCUACCUUGGAAUGCCUGUUGUGUUGCAACUUGUCUGCCGCAGAUACGAAGAAGAGAAGUGUAUUGCUUUGGCCAAGAAAUUGCUCCCAAUCAUCAGAAACACAUAG